Messenger RNA from Lontra canadensis (Northern American river otter), 3876 nucleotides. It is a transcript of the gene FAM13A, whose product is annotated as family with sequence similarity 13 member A. The record is from RefSeq and is a predicted model, not a curated record. The coding region runs from base 99 to 3335 and encodes 1078 amino acids. Gene Ontology annotation, biological process: signal transduction. The transcript is spliced from 26 exons. NCBI's taxonomy places the organism in Eukaryota, Metazoa, Chordata, Mammalia, Carnivora, Mustelidae.
AGCAAAACCACAAUUCUGAAAAUGUUAGGAGCUGCCCUUCGCCUGCCGUGAGGCCUCCGGAUCCGGAGCUGGUUUUCAAAUGAGAGCCUAUCUACUGGAUGGAAUUUUCAUAUUUCACUGUCAUUUUGAUGCUCUCCUCUGGGCUUCAUCACUUCUACCAGGCACUUCCUGCGAGAAUGGGGGCAGGCGCUCUCACCAUCUGUCAAAGUAAAGCAGCGGUUCGGCUGAAAGAAGACAUGAAAAAGAUAGUGGCAGUGCCACUAAAUGACCCGAGGAGCUCGACCUAUAAGAAGUUAUUUGGAGUCAGCCUCCAAGAUCUUCAGCAGCAGGGGCUCACGGAGAACGGUGUUCCAGCUAUAGUGGGGACUAUAGUGGAGUACCUGGUGAAGCAUGGACUCACCCAGGAAGGCCUCUUCAGGGUGAACGGCAACGUGAAAGUGGUGGAACGGCUCCGAUGGAAGUUUGAGAGUGGAGCCCCGGUGGAGCUUGGGAAAGACGGGGACGUCUGCUCAGCGGCCAGUCUGUUGAAGCUCUUCCUCCGGGAGCUGCCAGGGAGCGUGGUCACCGCGGCCCUGCACCCUCGAUUCGUUCAGCUCUUUCAGGAUGACAGAAAUGAUGCUCAGGAGAGUAGCUUAAGAGACUUAAUAAAAGAGCUGCCUGACACCCACUACUGCCUCCUCAAGUACCUAUGCCAGUUCUUGACAAAAGUAGCCAAGCACCAUGUGCAGAACCGCAUGAAUGUUCACAAUCUCGCCACUGUAUUUGGGCCAAAUUGCUUUCAUGUGCCACCUGGGCUUGAAGGCAUGAAAGAACAAGACAUCUGCAACAAGAUAAUGGCUAAAUUACUAGAAAAUUAUAAUACUCUGUUUGAAGUAGAGUAUACAGAAAAUGAUAACCAGAGAUGUGAAAACCUGGCUAGGCUUAUCAUAGUAAAGGAGGCCAGUUGUAAGAACCCCUUACCUAACAUCCUUCAAACAAAAGACUUAGAAAGAGAUAUGCAAAAACCAUCUCUAAAAUCCAGGAUCCCCAAAUCCAGGAGUGAGGGAGCUCUUCAGGCUCAUAGAGUUCCACAACCAGAGCUCUGUGAUGGCGUCCCUCAGGUCAGCCUGUGGCUAAGUCAUAGAAAACCCUGCUGGGAUGACAUGAAUUCAGCAGAGGAUGCUAAUGUUGCAAAGCUGGUAUCCAGAGGAGAAGUGGAACAUAUACAAACACAUGGAACACUAGUUAGCCUAUGCCUGCCUUUGAUUAUAAACCUCCUGAAGGCAAGGAGCAGUUCACAGGAAGAUGAAAGACCUAUGUCACCUUUCUAUUUGAGCACGCAUGUAUCCCAAGUCAGCAAUGUUUCAGCAACUGGAGAACUCUUGGAAAGAACCAUCCGGUCAGCAGUAGAACAGCAUCUUUUUGAUGUUAACAGCUCUGGAGGCCAAAGUUCAGAGGAUUCAGAAUCGGGAACGUCAUCAGCAUCUCCGGCCCUGUCUGCCAGACAGCGCCGCCGCCAGUCCAAAGAGCAGGAUGAAGUCCGACGUGGCAGAGACGUGGGACUUAUCAACAAAGAAAAUAUUCCUUCUGGGUUCAACAGCCUUGAAGAUUGUAUUUUGAAUGCUCAGGAAGUGGAAAAAUUGUAUGAAAAUACUUCUGGUUAUAUUGGAGAACGGGGCAAACCUAAACGUCAGAAAUCAAGUUCCAAACUUUCUGAACUCAGUGAAAACCAAGAUGGUCUUGUGAAUAUGGAAAGCCUCAGUUCCAUACCUUCUCGUGCGAGGGCUGGACCUGACAAUGUUGGACUGAUGUCUGAUGAAAGUAAAGAAGAUGAAAAAGACGGCAGACAUACCCAGCAUUUUGAGACCCCCACGAUGAAGAUUCAGGAGCACCCGGGCGUACCUGACACCAAACUGCAGAGGACUCCAGAUGCCGACGACCAGCGGGAGAGCUUCGUCUCCCAAGUGCCUGAGCUCGACCUGACUGCAUUGUGUGAUGACAAGAGCUGGGAAGAGCCCAUCCCUACCUUCUCAUGGCAGCAGGAGAACGUGGACUCUGAUGAAGCACGCCUCUCCCCGCAGGCCGGACGCCUGAUUCGUCAGCUUCUGGAUGAAGACAGUGACCCCAUGCUCUCUCCUCGGUUCUACGCUUAUGGGCAGAGCAGGCAAUACCUGGAUGACACGGAAGUGCCUCCUUCUCCCCCAAAUUCCCAUUCUUUCAUGAGGCGCCGGAGCUCCUCUCUCGGGUCCUAUGAUGAUGAGCGGGAGGACCUGACACCGGCCCAGCUCACGCGAAGGAUUCAAAACCUUAAAAAGAAGAUCCGAAAGUUCGAAGAUAGAUUUGAAGAGGAGAGGAAGUACAGACCUUCCCACAGUGACAAAGCAGCCAAUCCAGAGGUUCUAAAAUGGACAAAUGACCUUGCCAAAUUCCGGAAACAACUUAAAGAGUCCAAACUAAAGAUAUCAGAAGAAGACCUAACCCCCAGGAUGCGUCAGCGAAGCAACACACUGCCCAAGAGUUUCGGUUCCCAGCUUGAGAAAGAAGACGAGAAGAAGCAAGAGCUCAUCGAUAAAGCCAUAAAGCCCAGCGUUGAGGCCACCCUGGAAUCCAUCCAGAGGAAGCUCCAGGAGAAGCGGGCAGAAAGCAGCCGUCCUGAGGACAUUAAGGAUAUGACCAAAGACCAGAUUGCCAACGAGAAAGUGGCCCUGCAGAAAGCUCUGUUAUAUUACGAAAGCAUUCAUGGACGGCCGGUAAGCAAGAACGAGCGUCAGGUAAUGAAGCCACUGUACGACAGAUACCGGCUGGUCAAGCAGAUCCUGUCCCGAGCCAACACCAUCCCCAUCAUUGGAUCCCCCUCCAGCAAGCGGAGAAGCCCUUUGCUGCAGCCAAUUAUCGAGGGCGAAACGGCUUCCUUCUUCAAGGAGAUAAAGGAAGAAGAUGAGUGUUCGGAGGAUGAUAGUAACACGAAGCCAGACUUCACGGUCACUCUGAAGACUGAUUUCAGUGCACGCUGCUUCCUGGACCAAUUUGAAGAUGAUGCUGAUGGGUUUAUUUCCCCAAUGGAUGAUAAAAUACCAUCGAAGUGCAGCCAGGACACCGGGCUUUCAAAUCUCCAUGCUGCUUCAAUACCAGAACUUUUGGAACACCUUCAGGAAAUGAGAGAAGAAAAGAAAAGGAUUCGAAAGAAACUCCGUGAUUUUGAAGACACUUUUUUCAGACAAAAUGGAAGAAAUGUCCAGAAGGAAGACCGCACUCCCAUGGCUGAAGAAUACAGUGAGUAUAAGCACAUAAAGGCGAAACUAAGGCUCUUGGAGGUGCUCAUCAGCAAGAGAGACACUGAUUCCAAGUCCAUGUGAGGGGACAGCCCCAGCCCGCGUGGAGGGGCUACAGGAGCAAGCUGAGCUUGGCGCCCGCCUCCCCUCGUCAACAGCAGCUCUGCACAAACUGGAAGGCAGCCUUGGAGCUGGACCUGUAAAGCAUGUAGCCCUUUGGCCUCCAGGCCUUUGGGAUCAGUCCGUUUUCGCUGCCAGCCUCAGAAACUGCCUGGAUGGAAGAGGGCAGCCUGCCUGGAUUUAAGAAUUUUGUAAGGAAAAGUCAAGAUCCCCCAGGUGCACAGAGACACGAGGGGAAGAUUUCUAACACUGGCAGUGACGAAUCACUCCGUGGAGACACACUCGUCUACAGAGAACGUGCACAGUUCUUCCCUGGAUAACUGAGGAACAUGUCUACUGUGAUAACAAGAAACAAAGCCCAGCUCAGAACUCCACUCUGAAGAGCGAACUCGCCGUGCGUGUCCAUGUCCUCUUUGCACCCGGUAAAGUGGGAACGUGCGUCGGAGCCCUAUUUGCUGCCUUGGCCAUUCUUGUGAGCUUCCCACAGAGCUGCACCUCUCCCCUU